Messenger RNA from Gregarina niphandrodes, 726 nucleotides. RefSeq names its product Sec1 family protein. Gene Ontology annotation, molecular function: syntaxin binding. Bases 1 to 726 code for a protein of 241 amino acids. The record is from RefSeq and is a predicted model, not a curated record. Gene Ontology annotation, biological process: endoplasmic reticulum to Golgi vesicle-mediated transport; intracellular protein transport. The transcript has a single exon. Gene Ontology annotation, cellular component: Golgi membrane; cytosol. NCBI's taxonomy places the organism in Eukaryota, Apicomplexa, Conoidasida, Eugregarinorida, Gregarinidae.
AUGAUAGCUGGAAGUGUUUCACCAGUCACUGUGUCAGUUCCGUUCGAUGUAGAGGAGGCGACACGGAGUAGUCUGGUGUCUGUGUUACGUUCUGAAGGUGUGUGGAAGGUUCUUAUAUUGGAUGAACGUUCUCAAAGUGUUAUAGCACCGUUAUUAAAAGUUGGGCAAUUAAGGCAAUUUGGUGUGACCCUGGUGCUUAGUAUUGAUAAUACAGAUAGGACACCAAUACCUGAUACGAUGGCAGUAUAUAUUGUGCAACCUUCUGAACAUAAUCUUGAUGUACUAUUACGAGAUAUAAGUCGUCGUAUGUAUGCUAAGUAUAACCUACAAUUCAUUGAUCGAAUUUCGGAUAAUACACUACAAGAUCUAGCUCAGAAAGCUUCUAAAAUAAUUCCAUUACCAUUAUUUCCAGCUGUUGUGGAACGUUUCAUAAACUUUGUACCUAUUGACGCUUUCAAAUUCUCACUAGAAUUACCAGACACAUUCAAGAAUAUCUAUGACCCCAAAAGCAAAGAUGUAACCAUCGUGCAAACUAUUGACCAUAUCGUAGCCGGACUUAUCUGUGUACUCAAAACACUAGGCGUACGACCAAUUAUUAAACUACCUAAGAAUCCAAGCUCCCCCGCCAGAACUGUUGGCAUCAAACUUUGCGAACAACUCAAAGAGCUACACUCUACAUAUGGAGAUCGCUUCAUUUCAUUCGCAGGUAACAUAAACUACACCUAA